CCUUCUCUGUAUCCCAGCCCCAAGUCUACCAUGAGUGACUUGCCCCUGCCGUUUACGGCUGGAGUAAAUACUAUUGAAGAGCAGAGGGCUCGCUGGGAGAGAAAGCGCAGCCGGACAGCUAAGGAGCUACUGGAAACUGAACACACAUAUCUUGGGCAGCUGGAUCUGGUGGUCACAUACUUCGUGACAAUUUUAAAGGCUAAAGGGACACUAAAACCUGCUGUACUGGAAACCAUAUUUGGACCCCUAGAAUCCAUAUAUUUGGCCAGCCAGGUUCUGUCAUUUCACCUGGAGAGGGGGAAUUUGGGACUAGGACUGGAAAACUUAUGUCAGAAAUUGGAGCUUUAUGGCCACUAUUCUGAGAAUUUGGAGCAGGCAAAUAAAACCUUGAAGGAGCAGUUGAAGAAGAAUAAGUCAUUUCGACGUUUUAAAAAACUCCAGGAGUCUCGACCUCAGUUUCAAGGGAGGAAGCUAGAAGACCUGCUUCCUUUGCCCCUACAGAGAUUGAAUCAGUACAAACACUUCCUCAGAGACUUGCUGGAGAACACCAGCCCAGACAACGCGGAGUACCAGAAACUUGCAAAGACUGUGAAAUAUGUUUCUGAGGUAUCUCGAUGGGUCCAAGACAUCAUUCGUAAUAGAGAGAACUCACUACAGCUACUUCGGGUUCAGAAACUGCUCAAAGGACAGAAGACCAAGGUGUUGGCUCCAGGGCGCUGGUAUAUCCGGGAAGGCUGGCUUUUGGUGGUGCCUUCCAAGGGAGAAGAACUGAAGCGCAGGAUGUUCUUCCUUUUUUCUGAUAUCUUUAUUGCAACAAAGCUGUGCCAUCCGUUGCACCUUCUGAACUCAAACAAAUUCAGGUGCCGGGCUGUCUACCCACUUCAGCAGUGCACCGUGGAUAAAGUGUUUGGCCACACGCAGAGCCAGGGAGGGCUUCUCAGUCUUUCCUUUCCACACAAGACGCUGUUGUUGAUGUCCAGUGACCAACAAGAUAUUAACGACUGGUAUCAGAGUCUCACAGCUGCAAUCAGGCAGCUGAAAGCCUGACUCAUCUGAGUACAAGACAAUCCGGCAGGACAACCUCCCCUCUUGGUAGAAGUGUAGGACAAUUGCAUUCACAAGGACUACACACAGUGAGAUUAGGACACAGCUGUCCUAAUCUCAGUACAGGAGGUAUUGCAAAAAAGCAUAUGCACGUUAAGAAUAUGUAUAUAAAGAAUUUGUAUCAGGACUUCUCCCAUAGCUUCUGCUUCUAGCUUUUUUUAUACUUUUUCUCAAGUUCUUAAGGACAACCAGAA
Struthio camelus australis is the source of this 1298-nucleotide messenger RNA. NCBI's taxonomy places the organism in Eukaryota, Metazoa, Chordata, Aves, Struthioniformes, Struthionidae. The record is from RefSeq and is a predicted model, not a curated record.